This is a messenger RNA of Spirodela intermedia, 4596 nucleotides long. The record is from the annotation of a GenBank genome assembly. Lineage: Eukaryota; Viridiplantae; Streptophyta; Magnoliopsida; Alismatales; Araceae.
AUGAAUAUGCUUUACAGUGACUCAGAUUGGGAAAGCUACUCAGACAACAGUGACAAUGAAGAUCAAUAUAGCAAUGAAUCUGUGUUUGGAGGUCAUGCUCGGAGCAUUUUGUCUAGCCUUGAUGCAAGCAUCAGGAAGAUCGAUGAUUUCCUUUCACUUGACAGAGGCUUUGUGCGUGGUGAAUUUGUGUCUUCCGUUUCUGAUCAGUCUGGACAAAUUGGUCGAGUUGUAAACGUGGAUAUGAUUGUGGAGUUGGAGGACGGUUAUGGUGAAGCUAUAAAAGACGUUGACGGGAAAAUAAUUCUUAGUAUCUGCUCCUUUUCAGUGGGAGAUUAUGUCAUCCAUGGGCCGUGGCUUGGAAGGGUGGACAAAGUUUGUGAUGUCGUCACUGUUUUGUUUGACGAUGGUGCAAAGUGUCAGAUUUGUACUGAAGAUCCGGAAAAUCUAAUGCUUCUCUCUGCAAACGCACUUGAGGAUGCACCCUUCCCAUAUUAUCCCGGCCAACGUGUAAAGAUGAGACGAUCUACUCUUUUUGACUCUGCAAGAUGGUUGUGUGACGCAUGGAAUGGGAGCCAAGAUGAGGGAACAGUCUGCAAGACAGAAGUAGGAUUAAUACACGUGAAUUGGCUUGCUUCUGUCGUGGCUGCUUGCAAUCUUACUUCUGCUCCUCCCCCUGUUCAAGACCCAAAGGAUCUGACGUUAUUGUCGUGCUAUAGUCAUACAACUUGGCAACCUGGGGAUUGGUGCAAAUUACCACACGAUUUUUUCCAAAAUCUUCAGACAGGUAUGCAGGAACAUAUCUCCCAAGGUUUCAACCCUCGGUGUUCUAGAAAAAUGCAGAAAGUUGGAAUGAAAGAUAUUGCCUGUGAUCACGCAUAUGUUAUUGCCAAGACCAGGACUAAGUUAGAUAUAUCAUGGCAGGAUGGUAGCCAUUCGGAGGGUGUAGACCCAGGGACCUUGUUCCCAGUAAACAACGUGGGUGAUCAAGACUUUUGGCCAGAACAGAUUGUCCUAGAGAAGGCCAUAUCUGAGGAUGGUCGGGUUUCAAGUAAUCAGCGUCUGGGAGUUGUGAAAUAUGUAGAUGCUAAGGAACGUACAGUGAAGGUCAGAUGGAUUCCUGACCUUGACAAUUCGGAUGGUUUAAAUAGUGACUUUGUCGAGGAAACUGUGAGUGCUUAUGAGCUGGUUGAGCAUCCAGAUUACAACUAUCGUCUUGGUGACAUCGUAUUCAGACACUUGCUUCGGUAUGAUCACCUGGAAGAAAAUUUUCAUGCCACUCAACCUGAUAGGCAGACUAAAAUGCAUGAAGUUUCUCCAUCUUAUAGUAAGCCGAUGGUUAAUUUCCAUGGUGAUUACUCUUCACGGUAUUUAUCAUGCAUAGGCAAUGUUGUUGGAUUCAAAGAUGGAGAUAUUGAAGUGAGAUGGGCUAGUGGGAUCCAAUCCAAGGUAUUCAUGCCGAAUUAUAGUUUUUCAUGACAGCUAUUUUAUGCUUCUGCAGAUCAUUGAACUAGGGAUGUAAACAGAUGGAGAUAGUGUAAACUUUCUUAUGAUUCUGGUUCUUCAAUUAUUCUUUUUAUGCAUUUAAUAGAAUAUGAAAGAAAAGACAAAGGACGCAAUAGGAUUGAUAUUUUUCAUUGGAACAGUGUUGAUCAUGAACGGUGUUCUUGACAUUUAGAUCUUCCUUUCUGCACAUAUACAUACAAUGAAGAGGACUCUUCUUUUCUUUUCUUUUCUUUUGAUUGCUUCUCCCUACACUUUAAAACAUGGACUUGGUUGAUUUUUGGUUCCGUUUAGGGCUUUUUUCUUUGCAUUGGCACGUAUAUACUCAUGAAGAAGUUAUCUCUUUCCCCUCUCCACAUGAUGUUUUAUUCCUGAAUUUCCUCUUGAUUCAGGCCAAGCCCUCAGAAGUUUAUGGAUUAGAUAAGCUUGCGACAGCUUCUUCAACUCCAGAGAAUAGCAGUGAAGUUACAGAUGAAAAUGAGCAAGACAGACAACCAUGGAACGGGAAAGAAAGGGUAACGUUCCUAUAUUUCUGGAUGCUAAAUCUUGUUAUGAUUUCCUUCACUUUUUCGAAAUGUAGGCGAUGCAUAGGAUAAAAAACCUGUGACUCUGUGCAGGAUCUCCCUGGAAACUGUGUUUAUGGCUCCCUUGAAGAUUCCAGGAAAAAAUUAUGGGAUGUUCAGUUUGACUUUCUGCCUCGAGCUGCUAUUGGAUUCCUGUCUAAUGUUGCUACAGUGCUGGUUGGUUACCAUGGUUCCUUGUCACUCUCCAGCACCAAAAUGCCUGGCCGUAUCAAUGACAGGGAUGAAAGUUGGAAACUCAGUUUGGAAACGUCCGCAUCACAGAUCAAUGAGAAGCCUGAAUAUCGGCUGAUUCAUCCAGAGGAUGUGACACAGCAUGAUGAGAUACUGCAGCAAACAAGCUUGGAGAACCAAGUAUCAGCUGGAGUUCAUGGUACUUUGGUAGAGUCUGCAAGCAGUGCAAAGGCUGACUGGUUUGAGCAGUUUGGCUUUGCGAAUGACUAUUCAGAUCAUCAUUUCAUUGAUGGGGUUAGUUCGCAGGUGAGGGGCUCGAUUUGUUCUUGAAUUCGAAUGAAAUAUGUCCAUGCGUAAAACUUCCUGAUGAUGUCCUGUCCACAGGUGAGGAGCAGCUGGUUGAAGAAAAUACAGCAGGAAUGGAACAUUCUGGAGAAGAAUUUACCAGGUUGAUUCUUAUUAAUAUGUUUCUAUUCAUUGAAUCUGAACUGAGGACUUAACCUCAUAUGGAAGAACUAUUUUCCCGAAUUGCAAUGACAUUAAUUCGUGGAUUUGACAUUUCUGUUGAGAAAUGACUCGCCGCCCACAAACUUUUCAUGCGAAUAAAUUCCAAAAUCCAUUUCGUCGGCAGAUUUUUCUCAUUCAAUUAAAUUUUUAUACUCUAUUUUCCUGAUUUCUUGUAAAUAAGUAAUGCAUGAUGCACUUUUUAAACCCUUUUCUCGUUGGCCAAAAAUUUGGCCUUACGGCCGCAAUCAAAAGCUACUUAGACCUCAAACAAACGUUUUUUUGCUGAAAAGAAGGUGAAGUCUUUCAGGGGUUCAGCUGUUUGCACGUCACCUCGAGCUACAGUAAUGAUGGGAACGUUGACUUUCCUGUCGUUCGCCUCUGACAUCCUUCUGCUCUUCUGAAUUGAACAGAAACAAUUUAUGUCAGAGUUUACGAGGAAAGGAUGGAUCUGAUGAGAGCUGCGAUUAUUGGCACAUCUGGAACUCCUUACCAUGACGGUCUCUUCUUCUUUGACAUAUGCUUUCCUCCGGAUUAUCCCCAUGAACCACCUGUAAGUUGCUUCAAAUCUUCGCUUCUCAUCCUUUUCAGACACACUAGCUUGUGACCGGUUGAAGCCAUCACCUGAAACAAAAAGCCCAAGUGGAUAAUCAAUCGUAUAUGGUCUCUGGCAUUGUAGGAUGGAGAUGCAUGCGCCGAAUCAUAUAAUAUAUUUUUAUGUAGUAAUUUUAUUUUUCUCUGAUGUGUAAUAUUACGAGCAAAAUCCUGGGUAUGUGUAAAAUCGUGAAUUGUUUGAUAUAAAUCCUAUGCAAAUGACAAGCCUCAGGAUCCAAGAAACGGCUGCUGUGGAACUAAGAUAAAUCUUACUGCAGUUCCAAUUAUUUUACGCCACGGAGGGUCAUAUUAUCUGAAAAUUUUCUUCUUGAAGAUGAGAAACGUUGCUGUUACCUCGGGUUCCGUCGUCGUUUUUUCAGAUAAUUCACUCGCCGCCAAGAACCCUCAGCUUUCCAUCAAACAGGAUCAGAUCAGAAGAUCCAUUUGAACUUUUUUUCUCUUCUCGUGGUCGUCGUCCUUUCAUUUAUAGCACAGCACUGCUCGUUGUGAAACCGUAAGACCAUCUCUAAGACCAUCUCACUCCAAAACGCAUGAUGAAAAAUGCCGUGCAGCUGGUGCACUACCAUUCGGGCGGGCUCCGGCUGAACCCCAACCUCUACGAGUCCGGAAAAGUCUGCCUCAGCCUCCUGAAGACCUGGACGGGGACCGAAAGCGAGGUGUGGAACCCGGAGGGAUCCACCAUCCUCCAAGUCCUGUUGUCCCUCCAAGCCCUCGUCCUGAAUGAUAAGCCCUACUUCAACGAAGCCGGCUACGACAGACAGGUCGGCAAAGCCGACGGGGAAAGGAAUGCCGUCACUUACAACGAGAAUGCAUUCCUUCUCUCCUGCAAGUCCAUGCUCUUCCUUCUGAAGAAUCCCCCAAAGGUAAAAGCCCUUCACCGGUAGAAGUCAACGUCCCCAACGCUUCCGUCAACCACCAGAUUCAACGGUUAAUUUCCUAAAUCCUGCAGAGCUUCGAGACGUUCGUCGUGGAGCAUUUCGCUCGCCGGUCGCAGCAGAUCCUCCUGGCUUGCAAGGCGUACAUGGACGGGGCGGCUCAGGUGGCGGCGCCGCCGGAGGCGGCGGGGAGCAGCUCCACGGGCUUCAAGAUCAUGUUGACGAAGCUCUUCCCGAAGCUCGUGUCGGCUUUCGCCGAAGUCAGCGCAGAUUGCAGCACUUGGCUCGACGGCGGCGGCGGCGGUGGUGGUGCCAUCGACCUGGUGAAGCAGCAAUCUGGCGAGUAA